AUGGAUGGUGGAGGAGGAGGCCGGAUUCCGUACGAUGAUUACCCAGUGGUGUUCCUCCCUCCCUAUGAGAGCCCUCCUGUGUGGAUACCUCCUCAUGAGAGAAUCUACCAUUCGGAUUAUAACAACGAGCUGACCCAGUUCCUGCCCCGCACAAUAGUGCUGAAGAAGCCCCCUGGGGCUCAGCUGGGCUUUAACAUCCGGGGAGGGAAAGCUUCUCAGCUUGGGAUCUUCAUCUCAAAGGUGAUCCCAGAUUCAGAUGCCCAUCGAGCUGGACUGCAGGAGGGAGACCAGGUCUUGGCUGUGAAUGACGUGGACUUCCAGGAUAUUGAGCAUAGCAAGGCAGUGGAGAUCUUGAAAACUGCCCGGGAGAUCGUCAUGAGAGUCCGUUUCUUCCCUUAUAAUUACCAGAGGCAGAAGGAGAGGACGGUUCACUAGAAAACUUCUCUGCACAUAAAGUUCACCAGUCUCCAGCCAGAUCUCUCUCUGUG
Messenger RNA from Euleptes europaea (tarantolino), 488 nucleotides. It is a transcript of the gene PDZD11, whose product is annotated as PDZ domain containing 11. The coding region runs from base 1 to 435 and encodes 144 amino acids. Gene Ontology annotation, biological process: neurotransmitter secretion; maintenance of epithelial cell apical/basal polarity; protein localization to basolateral plasma membrane. Gene Ontology annotation, molecular function: protein binding. Lineage: Eukaryota; Metazoa; Chordata; Lepidosauria; Squamata; Sphaerodactylidae. The transcript has 6 exons. The record is from RefSeq and is a predicted model, not a curated record. Gene Ontology annotation, cellular component: basolateral plasma membrane; cell-cell junction; synapse.